This is a messenger RNA of Ochlerotatus camptorhynchus, 2601 nucleotides long. It is a transcript of the gene GrlHz, whose product is annotated as Gustatory receptor-like Holozoa. NCBI's taxonomy places the organism in Eukaryota, Metazoa, Arthropoda, Insecta, Diptera, Culicidae. The transcript is spliced from 8 exons. The record is from RefSeq and is a predicted model, not a curated record. The coding region runs from base 650 to 2098 and encodes 482 amino acids.
CGACACCUUGAGAGGAGAGUGUCUUUGAGUGGUUUCAUGAAAAACGUGGCCGAACUGAAUUAAAUAAUAUCGCGCCGAAUAACAAAAGGAAACAUCCACUUACCGGAACGUCAAACCUAGUGCGUUAGUGAUAAAACGGGAAAAGCAAAGUGUUCGCUUGAAGUGAAACUUUGACGCGAUAAUUUGUGUCCGUGAAAUCAGCAAACACAAAGCGAAUUCUAGUGUAGCUAAGAGAAAAAAAAAACAUUUGUCAGCGGAGACCGUAGCGGGGAGCUUUAGUGGAAAGUUGAACCGCAUAGUGAAGAGAAAGAAGAAAAAAAAACAGAGGCACCGGUAAGCCUUUAUCUUUGCCAAGUUUUAUGUACCAAGAAAAAGGAAUAGCGACCGUUAAGUGCAAUUCAAUCAAAGAAGUGGUUUCCAGAAUAGUUGUCAGAUUGGAAGACAAAAAAGAACGGGCAAAUGCGAUGGCAAUGAUUAAUGGAAACUUAAUGGAAUAAGCUGCAUGAGAAAGGGUUUUAUGCUAGUGCUUUGACAGUACAUCUUAUGCGAGUGACCAUCUAUUUGUGCUUUUUCAUCAAUAACUGAAACCAUACAGCGAUUGAUUCUUCAAAAGGUAGUCAACCCAAAAAGCAGAUACUUCUGAAGCAAGAUGAAUCCGAUCCCACGAGAACGAGAUAAGUCGCACACAACGACCGAACGAUCGGCGUGUAGUUCCUCGAAUCUGCUACACGCCCUAUCAGACGACAGCGAAAUCGAGUGCCUCGAGGAGAAUGUCGUUAUAGAUGAAAUAACCGAACUGGAACCGACUUCCAUGGUAUUGCGAUACUGUAAAGGAAAGUUCCUUCGACCGUACGUCUGCAUCCUGGGCUUGGUUGGACUGCGGCCAAACGCAGUCGAUGUGGACCUUUGUACCCUGCUGGGACACUUGCAGUCGAUCAUGGUGCUAAUGCUGCUGCUGGCCGGCUAUGUGCUGCAGUAUCUGUCCGGAUUUCGACGUGACCGUGGUUUCCUGGCGAUGAAUCCACCCACCACAUUCAUAAACAUUGACAAGCAGCCGGAUCAGUUUCCCAUCAGACCACCAACAACCACGCCACCGAUUCCGAAUCUGGGUUUUGCAACCGUUACCACAGCUGCCGGCACGAUUAUGAAGACAAUAAUGCUCAAUACCGGUGAAAUGAUAUUCAUUUACAUAAUUCCGGCCAUGUUGCAUCUCGGUGGCUUUGUGAUGGCAGUUUACAUUUACCGCUUCGCCGAUAACGAACAUUUGCAGUGUUUAAUAGAAAGGGUUUUCAUCCUGUGCAACAUUCCCCGUCGGCUGGUGGUAACUUUCUGGGUCUAUUUCGUCCUCGGAACGCUCUGGUUGGCUGGAUCCACUGCGUACAUCUACCUGCUGACGUUGAACCAUUCCUAUGUCAGCACCGACAUCAGGUGGAGUGACUCGUGGGAGGAGCUGGACCCUACCGACCGAGACUACGUUCGAGUUUUUCUCUGUGUCGCGCUGUUCUUCCACGAUCUCGUCCAGGUCGUUAUCGUCGUCAGCUAUAGUCUCAUGUGUUACUUGCUGCGCUGCUAUCUGGUGGGACUGAAGGAAAAGCUGCUGCUGCACACCAUCGAACCCCUGAACUGGAUGCGGGAGAUUUGUGAAUUCCGCAAGCUGUUACAUCAUUUGAAUGCGAAAAUCUCACUGCCCGUCGCUUGCCUAACGUUGCUGAACCUGAGCUACACGUUCUCCAGCAUAGCCCAUCUAUUCCAGGACAUGAAUUCCUGUCCAAUUAGAGUGUUCAGCUAUACCUUCGCCAACGUGCUGCUAUGGCUGGUCAUCUCGUUGACGCCGUUUUUCCAAGCAGCGGCACUGACUGUAUCGUGUCGCCAAACGCAAACCUGUGGGCACCUGAUCAGCAUUCGUCCGUUCGUGCACCGGAACACCUCGUCCGAGGAUCUGAACACGGUCCUGCUGUACGCCUCGUCGCUGAACAUGUCGGCGAAGCUGUUUCGCAUGCCAAUCAGUGCACACUAUUUGUGUUUCUUUGUGUUUGUCUGUAUCGUGGCACUACUCACAUUCGGAAUGUGUCUCAGCCUGGCAAUCGGCGGGGCAUGAUUGGCACUCUUCAAACAACAACAACAACCACCCCGGACCCGCGCGCGGUACAUCGAACCGGAAGUGCUACCACCACCGUAAGACACACUUCAAACUCGUGUGACGUUGUUUCUGCCAACUGUACGAGAACGACGAAGUGUGAUUGCCUUAGUUGUGUUACAGUUACAGCAGUCGAGGGGGCGUAGGAGCAGACAAAAAGCAACAAAAUCAAUAAGAGACAAUAUGUAUCUGUAGUGGAAGUAAGCAAUUUUGUGGCAAUACCAUGGGAAUUCGCUUUCAAACUCCCGGCGUUGCACUCGCAGAAUUUGAUUUUCGAUUCCAAUUGUGUAAAUAAGGGAAUUUGGGACAAUCGUAUCAAUAUUGCUACACACGUAGGAUACGAUGCGUCGGGAGACCUAUGUUGAAAAAAAAACAUCAUGGGUGAGCAGGAUUCGAGCGUUUGAACAUUGGAAAAUUAUUCAACGGGCUAUUUAUUUUCCAUUUUGUAGUAUCGGUAUACAGGA